This is a messenger RNA of Coregonus clupeaformis (lake whitefish), 12014 nucleotides long. RefSeq names its product triple functional domain protein. NCBI's taxonomy places the organism in Eukaryota, Metazoa, Chordata, Actinopteri, Salmoniformes, Salmonidae. The transcript has 62 exons. Bases 323 to 9766 code for a protein of 3147 amino acids. The record is from RefSeq and is a predicted model, not a curated record. Gene Ontology annotation, molecular function: protein binding; protein kinase activity; guanyl-nucleotide exchange factor activity. Gene Ontology annotation, cellular component: cytoplasm. Gene Ontology annotation, biological process: protein phosphorylation.
UCCACGUUUCCGAAGGCUCUCGGAGAUUCACCGAACAGAGACCCAGCCCUUCCCGAUUUCCGUGCCCCUCUGCCCCAACCCCUCCCGUCUACAACGACUCCCCUUUCGGCUCGACUCGGAGGAGGAACCCGGCGGCAGCCCAGCUGUGCAUUUGUAGCUAUUACCCAAGAUGGAGGUUUGCUGAUGGCACUAGCAUCUAGGAGCGAUCCUGCCCGUCCCUGUGUCUUGGCCGACGCUUUUCCGAAAGGGAACAUAUUUUUUUCCUUGAUAACGUUGGCAGGAAAAAGGCCCACCGCAUUGGGAAUUUAGUUGGGCCACCAUCAUGAGCUCUGGGGAAGGAGCGGAGGAGACGUCAAAGGACGCGGCCGAUAUAGCGGCGUUCUUUAAAUCUGAUGGUUCCCUCCCAAAAGAGCCCAAAGGAGACUUGUCCAGUCAGCUACCAGGUUUUCGCAAAAAUGAAGACAUGAGAGCGAUGGAGGUGUUGCCUAUUCUAAAGGAAAAAGUUGCCUUCCUAUCAGGGGGCAGAGACAGACGCGGAGGUCCAGUGUUAACGUUUCCGUCACGCAGUAACCACGACAGAAUACGAGCUGACGACCUCAGAAGACUCAUAGCGUACCUCGCUGGCAUCCCCAAUGAGGAGGUGAUCAAGCAUGGCUUCACAGUCAUAGUGGACAUGCGAGGCAGUAAAUGGGACAGUAUCAAAUCUCUACUGAAGAUCCUCCAGGAGUCGUUCCCCUGCUGUAUACACGUAGCACUCAUCAUCAAACCAGACAACUUCUGGCAGAAACAACGCACCAACUUCGGCAGCUCCAAGUUCGAAUUUGAGACCACCAUGGUAUCGUUGGAGGGUCUAUCUAAGGUGGUUGACCCCUCCCAGCUGACCCCUGACUUCGAGGGAAGUCUGGAAUACAACCAUGACGAGUGGAUCGAGGUGCGGGUUGCAUUUGAGGAGUUUACGGGGCACGCGGGUCACAUGUUGUCGAGGCUGGAGGAGAUGCAGGAGGUGGUGGCGAGGAAAGACUUCCCCACGGAUCUGGACGGGGCUCGGCGCAUGAUAGAGGAACACGCCACGCUGAAGAAGAAAGUCAUCAAAGCUCCAAUAGAGGAACUGGAUACGGAGGGACAGAGGUUACUGCAGCGUAUCCAGAGCAGUGAGUCGUACAGGAACUCUAACGCCAGCGGUGUGUGUAACGCUGACUCCCAGGGGCUGAUGCCACGCGUCGCCACCCUGCUGGACAAACUCCACACCACACGACAACACCUCCACCAGGCCUGGCACAUCAGGAAACUCCAGCUGGACCAGUGCUUCCAGCUACGCCUCUUCGAACAGGACGCUGAGAAGAUGUUUGAUUGGAUCAUGCACAACAAGGGUCUGUUCCUGGCUGGCUACACAGAGAUCGGCAACAACCACCCACACGCCAUGGAGCUACAGACACAACACAACCACUUUGCUAUGAACUGCAUGAACGUGUAUGUGAACAUCAACAGGAUAAUGUCAGUGGGUAACAGGCUGUUGGAGUCUGGUCACUAUGCCUCGGUGCAGAUUAAACAGAUUUCAGGUCAGCUGGAAGCGGAGUGGAAAGCCUUCGCUGCUGCCCUGGAUGAACGCAGCACACUGCUGGAGAUGUCUGCCGCCUUCCAGCAGAAAUGUGACCAGUACAUGAGUAAUGUGGACUCGUGGUGUAAAGCGUGUGGAGAGGUGGAUCUACCCUCGGAGCUCCAGGACCUAGAAGAUGCUAUCCACCACCACCAGGGCCUCUACGAACACAUCACUGCUGCCUACUCAGAGGUAAACGGCACUGCUGCAUACCCAGAGGUCAGCCAGGACGGUAAGGCCCUAUUGGAUAAGCUUCAGCGCCCUCUGACCCCGGGGGGGGCUGAUUCGCUGACAGCCUCGGCCAACUACAGCAAGGCGGUGCACCAUGUGCUGGAUGUCAUACACGAGGUGCUGCACCACCAGAGACAACUGGAGAAUAUCUGGCAACACCGCAAAGUCCGCCUGCACCAGAGGCUCCAGCUGUGUGUGUUCCAGCAAGACGUACAGCAGGUUCUGGACUGGAUAGAGAACCAUGGGGAGGCGUUCCUCAGUAAACACACAGGCGUAGGGAAGUCCCUCCAUCGAGCCAGAGCACUACAGAAACGACACGAGGACUUCGAGGAGGUCGCCCAGAACACCUAUACUAAUGCUGACAAGCUGCUGGAGGCAGCGGAGCAGUUAGCCCAGACAGGAGAGUGUGAUCCAGAGGAGAUCUACCAGGCAGCCCACCAGCUAGAGGACCGCAUCCAGGACUUUGUUAGGAGGGUGGAGCAACGCAAAGUCCUGCUGGACAUGUCUGUCGCCUUCCACACACACGUCAAAGAGCUGUGGACGUGGUUGGAGGAGCUGCAGAAGGAGUUAUUAGAUGAUGUGUAUGCUGAGUCUGUGGAGGCGGUGCAGGAUCUGAUCAAACGCUUCAGCCAGCAGCAGCAGACCACCUUGCAGGUCACUGUCAACGUCAUCAAGGAGGGAGAGGACCUCAUCCAGCAGCUCAGGGACUCUGCUAUCUCCAGUAACAAGACUCCCCACAACAGCUCCAUCAACCACAUAGAGAGUGUGUUACUGCAGCUGGACGAGGCCCAGGCUCAGAUGGAGGAGCUGUUUCAGGAGAGGAAGAUCAAACUAGAACUCUUUCUACAACUACGCAUCUUUGAGAGGGACGCCAUCGAUAUCAUCUCAGACCUGGAGUCGUGGAAUGAGGAGUUGACUGUUCAGAUGAGUGAGUUUGAUACAGAGGACCUGACCCUGGCAGAACAGAGACUCCAACACCAUGCUGACAAGGCCCUGACCAUGAACAACCUGACCUUUGACGUCAUCCACCAGGGACAGGAACUGCUGCAGUACGUCAACGAAGUACAAGCCUCUGGUGUAGAGUUGCUGUGUGACAGAGAUGUGGACAUGGCUACUCGUGUUCAGGACCUGCUGGAGUUCCUCCAUGAGAAGCAACAGGAGUUGGACGUAGCAGGUGAACAACACAGGAGACACCUGGAACAGUGUGUACAGCUACGACACCUGCAGGCCGAAGUCAAACAGGUCCUGGGCUGGAUCCGUAAUGGGGAGUCUAUGUUGAAUGCUGGUCUGAUCACAGCCAGUUCUCUACAGGAAGCAGAACAGCUACAGAGAGAACACGAACAGUUCCAGCAUGCCAUUGAGAAAACCCACCAGAGUGCUCUGCAGGUGCAGCAGAAGGCUGAGGCGUUACUCCAGGCCAACCACUAUGAUAUGGACCUGAUCAGAGACUGUGCUGAGAGUGUAGCGUCCCACUGGCAGCAGCUCAUGUUGAAGAUGGAGGACAGGCUGAAACUGGUCAACGCCUCUGUAGCCUUCUACAAGACCUCCGAACAGGUGUGCAGUGUGUUGGAGAGCCUGGAGCAGGAGUAUAAGAGGGAAGAGGACUGGUGUGGGGGGGCUGAUAAACUGGGUCCUAACUGUGAGUCAGACCACGUCACUCCCAUGAUCAGCAAACACCUGGAACAGAAAGAGGCCUUCCUCAAGGCAUGUACCCUGGCCAGACGUAAUGCUGACGUGUUCCUGAAGUACAUGCACCGGAACAGUGUUAACAUGCCUGGGAUGCUCAGCCAUGUCAAAGCACCCGAACAACAGGUCAAGAACAUCCUGAAUGAGUUGUUACAGAGAGAGAAUCGUGUUCUCCACUUCUGGACCAUGAGGAAACGACGGUUGGACCAGUGUCAGCAAUACGUGGUGUUUGAACGCAGCGCCAAACAGGCUCUGGAGUGGAUCCAUGACACGGGAGAGUUCUACCUGUCAACCCACACCUCCACUGGCUCCAGUAUCCACCACACACAGGAGCUGCUGAAGGAGCACGAAGACUUCCACAUCACAGCCAGGCAAACAAAAGAGCGUGUCAAGCUGCUGAUCCAGCUAGCGGAUGGCUUCUGUGAUAAGGGCCAUAGUCAUGCUGUGGAGAUAAAGAAGUGGGUGACUGCAGUGGACAAACGCUACAGAGACUUCUCCCUGCGGAUGGACAAGUACCGGACCAGUCUAGAGAAGGCACUGGGCAUCUCAUCUGACACUAACUCCAAGGCUAGUAAGGACCUCCAGUUGGACAUCAUCCCGGCCACACCUCAAGGGUCAGAGGUCAAGCUGAGAGACGCGGCUCACGAACUCAACGAGGAGAAACGCAAGUCCGCUCGCAGGAAGGAGUUCAUCAUGGCUGAACUGAUUCAGACAGAGAAGACCUAUGUCAGAGACCUAAGGGAGUGUACGGACACAUACCUAUGGGAGAUGACCAGUGGGGUAGAGGAGAUCCCUCCUGGCAUCGUCAACAAGGAACACAUCAUCUUUGGAAACAUGGUGGACCUCUAUGAGUUCCAUCACAAUAUCUUCCUCAAAGAGCUGGAGAAGUAUGAACAGCUACCAGAAGACGUGGGCCACUGCUUUGUCACAUGGGCUGAUAAGUUCCAGAUGUACGUGAACUACUGUAAGAACAAACCAGACUCCACCCAGCUUAUCCUAGAGCACGCCGGACCCUACUUUGACGAGAUCCAGCAGCGGCACCGAUUGGCCAACUCCAUCUCCUCCUACCUGAUCAAGCCUGUUCAGCGAAUCACCAAGUACCAGCUUCUGCUCAAGGAGCUGCUGACGUGCUGUGAGGAGGGGAAAGGAGAGAUCAAGGAUGGACUGGAGGUCAUGCUCAGUGUCCCCAAGAGAGCCAACGACGCCAUGCACCUCUCAAUGCUGGAGGGUUUCGAUGAGAACAUUGAAUCUCAGGGAGAGCUGAUCCUGCAGGAAUCAUUCCAGGUGUGGGAUCCUAAGACUCUGAUCCGUAAGGGUCGCGAGCGGCACCUCUUCCUCUUCGAGAUGUCCCUCAUCUUCAGCAAGGAGGUCAAGGACUCCAACGGACGGAGCAAGUACAUGUACAAGAGCAAACUCUACACGUCAGAGUUGGGGGUAACAGAGCACGUUGAGGGAGACCCCUGUAAGUUUGCUCUGUGGGUGGGACGCACCCCAACCUCCGACAACAAGAUUGUACUCAAGCCAAGUCAGGGAUGCAAACAUGGAUCGAUGGCGUCGAGCAUUGAGAACAAGCAGGAUUGGAUCAAACACAUCAGGGAGGUGAUUCAGGAACGAACCAUCCACCUGAGAGGAGCUCUGAAGGAACCCAUACACAUCCCUAAGUCUGCCACCGCCAAGCACCACAAGGGACACCGCAGGUACAGGGAUGGAGAGGACUUGGACAGCCAGGGUGACGGCAGCAGCCAACCAGACACCAUCUCUAUCGCCUCACGCACCUCACAAAACACACUGGACAGUGACAAGCUGUCCGGUGGCUGUGAGCUGACUGUGGUGAUCCAUGACUUCAUGGCUGGUAACAGCAACGAGCUGACCGUCCGGAGGGGCCAGACUGUGGAGGUCCUGGAGAGGUGCCAUGACAAGCCUGACUGGUGUCUGGUGCGGACCACGGACCGCUCCCCUGCCCACGAGGGACUGGUACCCUGCACCAUGCUCUGCAUCGCCCACUCACGCUCCUCCAUGGAGAUGGAGGGGAUAUUCAACCAUAAAGACACUCUAUCAGUGUGUAGUAAUGACUCCAUCAUGCCAGGCUCCUCUGCCACCCUACAGCCUGGGCAUCACGGCAUGGGCUCACACACCUCGCCAGGGCCCAAACGACCAGGUAACACCCUGCGUAAGUGGCUGACCAGCCCAGUGCGUCGUCUGAGCAGUGGCAAGGCAGACGGGCACGUGAAAAAGCUGGCACACAAACAGAAGAAGAACCGCGAGGUGAGGAAGAGUGGUGAGAUGACGGGCAGCGCCCAGAAAGACUCUGAUGACAGCGCCGCUACACCCCAGGAUGAGACUGUGGAGGAGAGGGUGCGUAACGAGGGGCUCUCGAGUGGGACCCUGUCCAAGUCCUCGUCCUCUGGGAUGCAGAGCUGUGGCGAGGAGGAGGGCGAGGAGGGUGCUGACUCUGUACCCCUACCGCCCCCCAUGGCCAUCCAGCAGCACAGCCUACUGCAGCCUGACACACAGGACGACAAGAGCUCCUCUCGUCUGUCCGUCCGUCCAUCCAGUUCUGAGACACCCAGUGCAGCAGAGCUGGUGAGCGCCAUCGAGGAACUGGUCAAGAGCAAGAUGGCUUUGGAGGACAGGCCCAGCUCUCUCUCAGUAGAACAGGGGGAUAGCAGCUCUCCCUCCUUCAACCCCUCCGACAACUCCCUCCUCUCAUCCUCCUCUCCCAUCGAUGAGAUGGAGGAGCGCAAGACUGGCUUCCUCAAGAGACGACAUUUUGUGUUGUUGGAACUGGUGGAGACUGAGAGGGACUACGUCAGAGACCUGGGCGUGGUGGUGGGGGGCUAUAUGACGCGGAUGAAGGAGGAAGGGGUACCAGACGAUAUGAAGGGGAAAGACAAGAUCGUCUUUGGAAACAUCCACCAGAUCUACGACUGGCACAGAGAUUUCUUCAUGGGAGAGUUAGAGAAGUGUCUGGAAGACCCUGACCGACUUGGGCCACUGUUCGUCAAACAUGAGCGGAGGCUCCACAUGUACAUAGUGUACUGUCAGAACAAGCCUAAGUCAGAGCUCAUCGUAUCAGAGUACAUCGACACCUACUUUGAGGACCUGAAACAACGUCUAGGUCACCGUCUCCAGAUCACUGACCUCCUCAUCAAACCCGUCCAGAGAAUCAUGAAGUACCAACUACUGCUCAAGGACUUCCUCAAAUUCUCUAAAAAGGCAGGGUUGGAUUCAGUGGAGUUGGAGAAAGGAGUUGAGAUCAUGUGCAUCGUACCAAAGAGAUGCAACGAUAUGAUGAACGUGGGGCGGCUCCAAGGAUUUGACGGUAAGAUUGUGGCCCAAGGUCGUCUGCUGCUUCAGGACACCUUCAUGGUAUCAGACCCUGAGGGGGGAGUAGGGAGGAUGAGGGAGAGAAGGGUCUUCCUCUUCGAACAGAUCGUCAUCUUCAGUGAACCACUGGACAAGAAGAGAGGUUUCUCCAUGCCUGGCUUCGUAUACAAGAACAGCAUCAAGGUCAGUUGUCUCGGGUUGGAGGACAGUGUGGACGGUGACCCCUGUAAGUUUGUGUUGACGUCUCGGGUGACCAAUAGCAGCAUAGAAUCCUUCGUCCUUCACUCCUCCCAUCUGGGUGUCCGGCAGGUCUGGACCCUUCAGAUCAGCCAGAUACUGGAGAGCCAACGCAACUUCCUCAAUGCUCUGACCUCCCCUACAGAGUACCAGAGGAACCAUGUAGGGGCUAGCGACGGACCAUGUCUACCCAGCGGCGGAGCUCCGUCAAUGGGGAGCGUCAUGCCCAGUUUGGCCCCUGUUGGAGCUCUACAGGGUGUGCAUCUAUCUGGGCCGCUCGGUGGAAGUGUGCCCCUCGGUGUAGGUAGUCCCCUCGUUGGAGGUGGUCCCCAGGGUGGAGCUGGCUCAUCCAGGAGGCCCUCCAGGAUCCCCCAGCCCUCCCGCCUGCCCCAGCCCCUACGACACCCACACAACCCUGGGGCCACAGACCCAGAUGGCCCCAACAAGAUGUCAGGUUCCUCCCCUCGUCUCCCCCCACCUCCCUCGCUCCCUCCCUCCAUCUCAGUGGACCCGCAGGCCCAGCGUGGGGUGAGGGUCCAGGGGGGAAGCCCCCAGGGCAAGCGCCCCAUCUUGGCCUCAAACGACCAGCCCCCUUCCAUCCCCACUAUCCCCCGGGCCAGUGUGGCCCCCCUCCCUGUGCCUCUCUCCACCCCCACUAAGCCUCGGCCGGGCACCGUCUCCCCCAUGGCCUCACCCAUGGCCACCCCCGCCUUUGGGAAGGAUGCGCUCCCCCCUCCCCCUCCCAGCCCUGGCCUGAAGUCUGGCUCUGGAUCCUUCUGGAGCUCCAUGCCUGGUUCUCCAGCCAGCCGGCCCGGCUCCUUCACCUUCCCAGGGGAGCCAGGGGAUACCCUGGGGAGACAGAACCAAAACACGGCCCAGACCUCAUCUCAGUCAGGGACCGGGUCCCACAGACACUCCAACCACAGCAAGGAGGCGGACCGCAUGAGUACGUGCUCAUCGACCAGUGAGCAGUCCAUCCAGUCCACCCAGAGCAAUGGGAGUGAAAGCAGCAGCAGCAGUAGUAUGUCGACCAUGUUGGUGACCCAGGACUACGUGGCCCUGAAGGAGGAUGAGAUCAGUGUGUCCCAGGGAGAGGUGGUUCAGAUCCUGGCCUCUAACCAACAGAACAUGUUCCUGGUGUUCCGGGCCGCUACCGAACAGGGCCCCGCUGCCGAGGGCUGGAUCCCCGGUUACGUUCUAGGACACACCUCCACCAUCAUCCCCGACUACCCAGACGGAACCAUCAAGAAGUCCUCAUCCUGGCACACCACCCUGCGCAUCCGCAAGAAGUCUGAGAGGAAAGAAGAGGGAAAGAAAGAGGGCAAGCUGGAAAACGGUUACAGGAAGUCUAGAGAUGGGCUAGCCAAUAAGGUUUCUGUAAAGCUUCUAAACCCCAACUACAUCUAUGAUUUCUCACCGGAGUUCCUGGUCCCCCUGAGCGAGGUGACGUGUGACAACGGGGAGAGUGUGACUCUGAGGUGUAAGGUGUGUGGCCGACCCAAAGCUACUGUCACCUGGAGGGGACCUGACCAGACCACCCUGAACAACAACGGACACCACAGCAUCGCCUACAGUGAGACUGGCGAGGCGACCCUGAGGAUAGUAGGCGUGUCUUCGGAGGACGACGGUGUUUACACCUGCGUCGCCGCUAACGACCUGGGCUCCGUGACAUCAUCAGCCAGCCUCAGAGUGCUAGUUGUGUCCAGUGACGGGAUCAGGGUGAGCUGGAAGGACAACUUUGAGUCCCACUACACUGAGGUGGCAGAGCUGGGCAGAGGCCGGUUCUCUGUGGUCAAGCGUUGCGAACACAAGUCAACUAAACGCACUGUGGCUGUCAAGCUGGUCAAUAAGAAACUGAUGAAAAGAGACCAGGUGACCCAGGAGCUCAGCCUGCUACAAAGACUACAACACACACACCUGGUCACACUGCUGGACACGUACGAGACCCCCAGCAGCUACGCACUGGUCCUGGAGAUGGUUGAUCAGGGUCGUCUCCUGGACUACAUAGUGAGCUGGGGGAAUCUGACUGAGGAGAAAGUGGCCAGCUACCUACGGAACAUCCUAGAAGCUUUACAUUACCUACACAACUGUAGGAUAGCCCAUCUGGACUUAAAGCCUGAGAACCUGUUGGUGUCCCACACCUCGUCCGGCCAGCCCAUGGUCAAACUGACCGACUUCGGGGACGCCGUCCAGCUCAACAGUGCCCACUACAUCCACCCUCUCCUGGGCAGCCCCGAGUUCGCCUCCCCCGAGCUGGUCGUGGGGGAGCCCGCCGCACUGACCUCUGACCUCUGGAGCCUAGGGGUUGUGACCUACGUCAUCCUGAGCGGGGCGUCUCCCUUCCUUGACGAGAGCGUGGAGGAGACGUGUCUGAACAUCUGCCGGCUAGACUUCAGCUUCCCCCACCACUACUUCCAGGGCGUCACCCAGGGGGCCCGGGAGUUCAUCUGCCUGCUGCUGAGGGCUGACCCUGCAAGGAGGCCUCCGGCUGGGCUAUGUCUGCAGGAGCCCUGGGUUCAGGGCCAGGCCGGGUUAGCAGACGCCCAGGGGCAGGGUAGGGUGGAGGGUGGGUGUCUGGACACGUCUCGCCUUGUGCUGUUCAUAGACAGAAGGAAGCACCAGACAGACGCCAAGCCCAUCGGAGGGGUACAGAGCUUCCUACAGAGCCGUUUACAACCACAGGCCUGAGCGAGGGAUGGAGAGAGAUGCCCCCUCCCAACCACUCUAACCCUGGCUGGAAGGAUAGGACAUCCAGUCCUGGGAGGAUGGUGGGAGGAGCUAUAGGAGGAUGGGAUCAUUGUAAUAGAUGGAAUGGAAUCAAUGGAAUGGUAGCAAACACAUCAAGCACAUGGAAACAACGUGUUUGACUCUGUUCCAUUGAUUCCAUUUCAGACAUUACAAUGAGCCUGUCCUUCUAUGGCUCCUCCCACCAGCCUCCUCUGGUCCAGUCCCAAAUGGGACUGGGCAUCUCGGAGAAAGAAAAGUAAAUGAAAUUCGCUGAUCUCAUGCUCUUUCAGAUAUGUUGUGGUUUAAAAAAAAAAAAAGUCCUGUGGUCCUUCAACCAAUCAAAACAUGAUGCUUGUAGGCGUAGCGGUCCUUAACCAAUCAUUUUUCCCGAGAGAACACACACCGAGUUCUCAGCCAAUCAAAACAAGGGUGACAUAAUGUCCUCAACAGUCUACUGCUGCUUGCUGGUUUACACUCAAACUGAUUUUCUAAAAAUUAAAUAAAAACAGACAAAUCGAUGGAGUAACUUAUUUUUCCUCUAUCUUACUGAGUCAAUCGAUCAACAGAGAGCCUCUUGAUCGAUCUUUAUCGUGUGGAGGAUUUUAUCCCUGCACAAACAAACAGAGCUUUCAGAGGAGAGUUGCUAAGGAAGAGGGUGUUAGCACACAUAGCAACUAUCCCUUCCCUUUUGUUUGACAGAGAUAGAGUGAGAGAGAGGUUUUGUUUUUGUGCUUUUACAAUACAUGACUCAAACUGUUGGGACACCUCCUUUCUUAAAGAACCAAUACAGAGAGAACAUUGUCCACAACUUUUCAAAAACGUGUUUGAAAAAAACCCAAGAAGAUUGAAGAAAAUGCUCAGCAGUGGAAAGUCGCUACGCUACUUUAGAGCCCGGAGAGGACUCAUCCAAUGACUGAGCUCCUCCACUUUGUUGAGACAGUUUUAUGUCCAAUCAGAGCUUUUCAAUUGUUGCGCUUACAUACUUAAUCUAAGAAACCAUGACGACGACCAUGUUGCAAGUAACUAUAGAGAUUCUGCUGACUGCUGCAUUGUCUUCACAACAGAAAAUAAUUAUUUGUUUUGUUUUUGCUUUUACUAAAACAAAAAUUGUGUUGCGCAGAUUUAAGAUGUUUAAGCCUUACUUUGUAAAUAGACUAACUGCCUUCUGUCCCUCCCGUUUCAAAAUGGCUGCCUGCUUUUGAGGAUGUUCUAGGAGGCGAGACUAAAGAAUCCUGCAAAUUAAAUGUAGUAGAUCGCCAAUUGGCAGACCGAGCCUGAGUGGCAGCAGAUAUAGCCAAUCAGAAGGGAAGUGAAUGAGGAAGAGGAGGAAGACAGAAUACUGUAAAUGCACUCACUGUAUGUUAUGUUUCCCCCAUUCUUAUCAUGUGCAAUGUUGCGGUUUUAACAUUUGAUGCAACUAUUUAUGAAGACAUCUGUUGUACAUGUAAUAAAUGGAGAUAAAAGUAUGUACUUGGUACUGCAAGCUCCACUGGUGGUAGUCCUCUUUAUUUGACCUAUAACCCUAUUGGGGUGUUAACUUAUCACCAUAGAAUUAGAAUGAGUAGAACGGACCUCCUAAUUCAGGUCAAUGAAGCCAUAAUGGUUGGACUGGUGGCCAUUUUGAGUGUCUCCAUAGGACAUUGUAAUUCUAUGGUUAUCGCUUCCUAGGUAACCUAACCUUCUGGGGUCGUGCUCUACAUGACACUUAUCGAUGUAGUUGAUUUUUGAUUUGUUUAUUUUCUUCCUGUCUCUCAGAAGAGUCCCAGUGUCCAGUCCCUGAUGUUAGGGAAGUAUAUUGAUUUAUCUGUUAGGAACACGCAAAACUGGAUUUUUCCUUCUAGAAGAGAGUUAGAGAGGGACGCUGUGGGAGAGAUGGCGGGAAAGAGAGAGAGGUCCAUUGUCAGAUCAUCUGUACAGUCACAUACAAUGUCCUUUAAUUUAUUUAUUAAUCCAUUUUUGUAAAGUUGUACAAAGGUUGUUGAACAUGGGAAUGUGGACUGGAUGUAUUAUUUUCCUGUUUCUUUUUUUGUCCCAAUCUCAUCCUAUUUUAUACAUGCAUUUUGAUUUUUAAAUGGUUUAUUUCACAUUUUGUUUAUUUACUUUUGCAUGUAUAUUUCUUUGUACAGAGACCAUGAGUGUUUGUGAAAUGUAUGUCAAUAUUUUCAUUAUUUUUGCCAUCAAUUAUUUUGAAAUUAAACAUGGAACAUAA